UCGAUAAAGCAAAAUUAUGCGAAAUUUUGAAUAAUUGAAACUAUUUAAAAAAUAAAUAGUAACUCUUAUGUGUGUUAAAACAUACAUACGAUAUUAAAUAUAACAAUUGUGCCUAAGUUUCAUUGAGAAAUUGGAGUUAUAUUAACGUUUUGUCCGACUGUAGUGCGUAUACAUUUAACUUUUACUUUAAAUGGGUUGGUUUGUGGUAAAUCUCCAGGAUGGACAUGUCGCCAGAUGAGGAACACUUCCAGGGACGGCUUCUGCACCAGGCGGCGUUAUGGGACAACCUAGAGCUACUCCAAGAGCUGAUAGCUGGUGGGGCGGAGGUGAACGCGAAAGAUGCGCAUAUGCGAAGCGCAUUGCAUGCAGCGGCUCUUGCUGAAAGGAGCCACUGCCUCCCUGCUCUAUGCGUCGCCGGAGCUGAUGUUGACGCUCGUUCGGAUCAGGAGACUGGUGGCAAGACAGCGCUACACAUCGCUGCGGAGCGGGGUCACGUGGAGAACAUAAAGGAGUUGCUCAGCGCCGGAGCCGACCUUGCAGCGCUGACGGGCAGCGGUGAUACAGCGCUGGCGCUUGCUGAGAGGGGCAGGCAUCGGCACGCGGCUUUGGCUCUCAGGGAAGCCAAGGAUGCGCUGGACAGGGAGCGGGUUUCCCAACACUCCCAGCUGCGGGAACUCGUGGCGAGGGGUGACGCGAGCGGACUCAAAGCACGGCUGGAGAGUCUGGGCUCAGCUGCCGGGAUAGUUGCCAACCUAACUCCCGGUGGCGCCAAUACUUUGUUAUACGUCGCGUCAGAGUUGGGCGCUAAGACAGCCGCCGCGACCUUGGUUGAGGCGGGUGCGGACGGGCGCGCUCACCCCGUGACGCGAUACGGGCCACUAUACAUAGCCUGCUACCACGGCCACUUGGAUAUCGCACAACUGCUACUGACCCACUUCCCGGAAUCCGUGCAGCAAGAGACAGUUGAGAAGUGGCUUCCGCUCCACGCGGCGUGCAUCGGGGGCCAUCCAGCGUUGGUUACCCUCCUCCUAGACUACCCCUACCCGGAACACCUCCUCAGUGUCUACACGGAUGUAACUGGGAAAUGGCAGUAUCGCUUCGCGUUCGACGUGAACGCACGCGACGCGAGCGGGCAGACCGCUCUCUACGUCGCGUGCACGCUGGGUAACGCCGCGGUCGUUGACGCUAUACUCUCACACACCGUGCCGGUUUAUCAGACGGAGAAUGAUGAUCAGACAGUCCCCCCGCCGCCUCAGGUGGUGAGUCCCCAAAGGGCUGGCAUCUCUCUCGGGAUUCACGCGAUCGUCAGCAAACUUACGGGCGCCAAACCUAGCAUACCGGAGCCGGCGGUGCACCGGGUGCGUGCUGUACGCAUAGAGGCCGCGCGCGGUGCGGACACGUGCGUAGCGGUCGCGGCCCGCCUCAACCACGUGCGAGUCUUGAAGAAGCUACUAGAAGCCGGCGCCAGACCCGACGCGUCCGCCGCGCCGCCACACCUGGAGACGGGCGGUUGGGAAGCCAGCCGCGAGCUGCGGCGCCGAUCCCGCAGUGCGUCUGUGACCCGAAACCGCGUGGCCGGCUCGCCCUCCCCGGCCAGGUCCGUCUACAGCGACGAUCGGGAAGGACCAUGGACUGCCCUGGCGAUAGCCGCGAGAGCCAAGAACGUACAAGUGGUGGAAAUCCUACUGGCAGCCGGGGCGAGUGACCCCGGGGGCAGAGCCCUAAGAGAAUGCGCCCGUCACGGCCUCGCCGAGCUGAUGGCAGCUUUGCUUGCCACUAAGGCUUAUCCAGAUCCGGACUACAAGAUCAACAAGUCCGUGGUGUCGGCGGCCGUUUUGAGUGCGCGCGACGCCGACCCCUCGCUGUCGUACAGCGCGCGCUGUCCCACCACCGCCGUCAUGGUCAACUGGCGCGAGCUGCGCUGCCAGCUCACGCAUAUCAAAAUGAGCUGGAUCCGCGGCGCGGCGUUGCGCGUCAACCCGCGCGUGACGGCCGCGUCGAGUGCUGCGCUCGCGUUGACGCGACUCGAGCUGGCCAACAAUGAACUGCGGGUUUUGCCCAGGGAGCUGUUCUCCAUGCUUAGCCUGAGAUAUCUUAACGCGGCGCAAAACAAGCUGGAACGACUGCCGACAGCAGAGGAUCCUUUCGAAGAGGAAGUGGAGAACAGAAGGAGUAAGAGCAAGAAACACUCCAAAAAGAAGACUGACGUUUACACCGCACCGGUAUUACAAGAAGUUUACUUACAGGAUAAUCGUCUGGAAGAACUGCCACCGGAGUUAUUCUCUCUGCCGUCUCUAACAAGCUUGGACGUGUCGAACAACAAGCUUCGUACUCUACCGCAUCAGAUGUGGCGAGCGCCUGCUCUCAGGGACUUGAACGCUGCGCUGAACCAUCUGAGGGAGUUGCCCACUGGUGACGAGGGUAUGACGGAGAGUCAGCUGGCUUCAUCACCGUCAGAAUCAUCACCGAACGCAUCACCGUCUAUCACCUCUCCACCCUUCUCAUUCGAUCAAUCCAAGUCGUCCUCGCGAAGUCCAUCUAUCGAAGUGAGCGAGUCAUCCCCGGAAGACGGCGAAGAUGUUCCCACACUAGCCAACAGGGCGGGAAACGCUGUAUGGUCAGACGCACGGCGAGCGCACGCUUGGCGUGGUGCCCGCGCGCCUUCCCCGGUUGGCGUGGCGGGCGCUGGCACCACCGGCGGCAGUUGCCUGACGUCGCUCAACCUCGCCCACAAUCAAUUUUCGUGCGUGCCCGCUCCUUUAGCGUGUCGGGCACCAGCUCUAACGCGACUCAACAUGGCGUAUAACAGUCUCAGAUCGAUGUCGUUUGUGACGUCAUACCCCACCAGUCUCCGCCAGCUGGAUCUGAGUCACAACGAAAUCACCUGCUGGCCCAGUCUGCCCCAGGUAGAGAACUUCGGUUCAACGGAAGGUGACCCGCUCGCGUGCUACUGCCCUAACAAAUGCGCUCGCGGCCGACCGCGUUCUAGCGGGUCGGUGCGUUCGCAACUUCUUAGCGCGGCCUGUCCUGCCAGAAGACAUCUGCGGUUAGAAGGCUUACGCACUUUGAUACUAGCAAACAAUAUGCUGUCUCGCAUACAGCUCACCACGGACGAUGACGGCCUCAUGCCGGCCAGCGAGCCAAGCAACGAUGAAAACGACGACGAAUGGAGCAGUCGGGGCUCGCUCAAGGCUCGGUUGCUGUUCCCGCUGUUGUCGAUGCUGGACGUGUCAAGCAACCUGCUGAGGGCCGUCCCUCCCGCACUCCACCUGCUGGCCAACCUGUCCGUGCUGAACCUCAGCGGCAACAGGGACAUAACCGACCUCCCCCCACAAAUGGGUCUGCUAACUCGCCUAUGGAAUCUCAACACGGUUGGGUGUUCCCUCCAGGAGCCGUUACGGUCAGUCGUGCGUGGUGGGCGAUGCCGCAGUGUUGACGUGGUGGGCUACCUCCGCUCCGUGCUCCAGGAGGCUAAGCCGUACGCCAGGAUGAAGCUCAUGGUUGUUGGAGUACAGGGUAUCGGUAAAACUAGUCUGCUCGAGUGCCUGAGACAAGAGUCGGCCAUACAACACCGGAGGAAACCGACUGAGCAUUGGGCUAAGCGUAUGGGAAACAAGUCCUCGCGUCGCGGAGUCUCAACGGUGGGCGUGGACAUCGGCGCGUGGGUGUACGAGCCGCAACGCUCCGCUCGCGGUCCUGUCACGUUCCGGACGUGGGACUUCGGCGGACAACAGGAGUACUACGCGACGCACCAAUACUUCCUGUCGAAGCGGUCUCUGUACCUGGUGGUAUGGAAAGUUCCAGAUGGCAGGAAGGGCCUUGCGAGCGCCUUGCAAUGGCUAAGGUCGAUACAAGCGCGCGCCCCGGGCUCACCCGUCAUCAUGGUGGCAACGCAUUACGAUCAGGUCGCCAACAGCACGGUAUGCUCAAGCGAGAGUCCGGUAGCAUUGCAAAGGCUUAUCCGGGGGGCAGUGAUGGCCGCUCCAGACGCAGACAAACUUGGUCUCCCGCGAGUUUUGGACUCCAUUGAGGUUUCGUGCAGCACUCGACACAACAUCAAACUCCUCGCCGACAUCAUAUAUUCCGUCGCCUUCAGCGUUAAGCCACCAGGUAGCAAAGAGCCCCUUUUAGAGCAACGGGUUCCGGCAACGUACCUCGCGCUGGAGGAAUGCGUGCACGGCCUCGCAGCAGAACUCAAAGAGCCAGUACUGCGACACGACCAAUACAGACGACUGGUGACCCAGUACAUGCAGCAGAGGAAUCUGCGCAUGUUUCGCGACGCCGCGGAACUGCACCAGGCGUCCAUGUUCUUGCAUGAAAACGGCGUUCUCCUGCAUUACGACGACGCGACCCUCAAGGAGCUGUACUUCCUGCGGCCGCAGUGGCUCUGCGACGUGUUGGCGCACGUCGUCACCGUCAGAGAAAUCAACCCCUUCGCCAACAACGGUAUCAUGAAGGUGGACGACUUGGCGCACGUUUUCAAGGCGUCACCCGUACUGGGUGGCGGCGAGGAAGCCCGCUCGCUGGGGGUGUCGCUACUCAACAAGUUCGAGCUUGCGCUGUGCUGGGACGCGCGCUCCCUACUAGUUCCACCGCUAUUGCCGGAUGCGGAGCCCACGCGGCCCCAGUUGGCGUUGAAAUCCCGCGCCUGGCCGGGAACUCCCCGUCGAACCGCCCCCGGCACUUUCUCCACUCUACCUGAAUCCGGCCGGGGUACAGACUCACCCCUACUUAUUCAAGAGAGUUCCGGUGCAAUAGCAAUAUCCUCGCGCGCUAGUGGCCGCAGCAUCCGCCGUCUUCUGUUGCUAUCGUACGUGCCGCGCGGCUUCUGGGCUAGGCUCUGUGCGAGGGUUCUAGCCGACCCGGCCCUAGCACAGCACUGCCCUACCUUAUAUACCGCGCCGAGAGAGAUGGAGAUAGAUGAUAACGUAGUAAAGGCACUGGACCUGAACUGGUGCUGGAAGCUGUGGAAGACGGGGCUGAAACUAGUGUGCGGCUCGCUGACUCUGCUCGCGUUGCGCGAACUUCCGCCGCGCUACGACCCACUGUUGGGCGCAGUGGGUGACGAAGACGAACCCGACGAACUUUACCACUGUAUACGUUUCCGAGUUCGCCAGGAAGGCGUGUGGUCUGACCUUGACGUGCAAUCGUCCGCGUGCGUCGAGAUACUGCUCCCGGCGGAAGUGUGCAUCGUGAGGAGAGAGGACGGGCUUCCCAUUGGCGGGUGUCAGAGUAUAAGCCUGGAGCCCAAUCCCGAGGUGUUGACAAAAGUUCUUGCGCUGAUCUCAGACCACGUGGACCUGCUUCUCGAAGAUUGGUACCCAUCCCUUGGUACCCGAUUCGUCCACACCUCGGAGGGUAGGUGCCUUAUCACAAGAGUGGCGCCUUGCCCCGCGUGUCUGAGAGACUUCCAGUCCAACGUUGACCACAACGACCAUGGUGACCACGGACACCACCAUCAGAGCGAUCACGACAAGCAAUUGUCGCAGGUGUUCAGGCGUUUAGAGCUCGGGAACGCAGAGCCGAGACGUCUGCGUCUGUCCGAAGAGUCCAGAGCGUCCGACGGUGAUAGCGGUGUCGGUGCAGAAUCGAAUACGUCGUCCCGCGUGGGCUCUACGGAGGGCGUGUGUGGGGCCAACUGCUUCGUGGCAACGUGCUGGACGUUGGAGGAGUGCGUGCUGGCCGCUUGCACCAGCGCACAGCUCCGCUGCCCGCACCACGCGGACGUGCAGUUGGCGGACGUUGCGCCGGACACGUUGCUCUUGGACGUGGAAGAACACAAGCGCGCCCGCUGGGAGCACGUGUUCUGCGGCGCGGUCGCCGGGCGCGGCGCCUUCGGUACGGUACUGACCGGCUCGUGGCGGCGCCCGGGGGCGAAGGCCGAGCCCGUGGCCGUGAAAGCACUACAGCCCGUUGCGCCACCCUCCGCGCAAGACAUCACCGCAAUGCAGGCUUAUAAGGCGGCAGUGUCACGCUGGGAGAGGGACUCGUGGGGUGCCGCGUGCCGCGCGUACUGCGGCUUGCGCCAGGAGUUGGGAAUACUUUCCCGCCUGCGCCACCCGCACGUGCUGCCGUUGGUGGCGGUGUGUGCCGCUCCGCUGGCGCUGCUGCUGGCCGUGGCUCCGCAGGGGUCGUUGGAGAGUGGUCUGCGGCGUUACCGCGGCUGUGGCGCCCGCGUUGGACCGCGCACGGCCCGGGCGUUGGCGCUGCAAGUGGCGAGGGCGUUGGAGUACCUGCACGCACACCGCGUGCUGUACAGAGACCUCAAGUCUGAGAACGUGCUGGUGUGGUCACUUCCGGCGCCUCAAGACGCGGAGGCUGUUGAGUUCAGCACGGAUCCAGUCGACGUUCACGUCAAACUCGGCGAUUAUGGUAUAUCCCGCCUAGCUCCCCCCUCAGGCACUAAAGGUUUCGGUGGUACAGAAGGAUUCAUGGCGCCAGAAAUAAUGAGGUACAAUGGCGAAGAAGAAUACACGGAGAAGGUGGAUUGCUUCUCCUACGGAAUGCUCUUAUACGAAAUCUUUACGCUACGUCAGCCAUUCGAGGGCCAUGAGGCCGUCAAGGAGGCUGUUCUGGAGGGAGCGAGGCCUCCCUUGUCGCCCAGAGAUCUCCAGUACCCGUGUAGUAUGCUGGAGACAAUGCGACGGUGCUGGAGCGGUGCGCCGGAAUGGAGGCCGUCGGCCGCGGCGCUGGUGGCGGUGUGUGCGGCGCCCGAGUUCUUAUCGCUCCGGGACGCCGCCGCCGCGCGCCCUUCGCAGGCUGCCGCAGGGUCGCCCCUAAGACGCCUAGCAGACGAGGGUGCGGACGGGUGGGAGAUCUGGUACGGCGGUGCGGAGCCCGAGCGAGCUCACACGCUGGUCACCACCCCCACCACUUUCACCCACCACCACACGCUCAGAGUGCCGCCGGACAACUCAGAGCCGGUGAUCGUGACAGCGAUGUGCCGAGUCGGCACCAACAUGUGGCUCGCGGAUUCCGUCGGCCGUCUCUUUGUCUACACGAUUGCCACGUGCGCGCUGUCGUGGAGCGUGCGUUUGCACGAGGCGGUCGGCGGUACGCCCAGUGCGGUCGCGGCCUUACACCACCUGGCGCCGCUACCGCGCCUUGCCAUCGCCUUAGCUUGCGGAAGGUUAUUUAUAGUGACGUCGGAGAAGCCUGCUGCUGAAGGUACAUUUGUUCUCACCGAGCUCGGUACGGCCACGGAGCUGUGCUGCCUAGCCGCCGUCGAUACAAACAACGGUAUCGAGGUGUGGGCGGGUGGAGACAGACUUUACACGUACACGGUCGCGGAGGAGGGCGUCAGUGCGGCGGAGUCACUCCCAACGCCCGCACCUGGCAAACUUGCUUUAUUGGCAGCUGCCACCAACGUGCCAGUUGUGCUGGGAAGCUGCUCUCCUGGAGUGUUCGUGUACGCGUGGUGCGCACAGACCCGGCGAGCGACUGCCCGGUUGGACUGCAGCAAACUUGCUCCGUGCUCAGAGAGUUUGCAGUCCAUCGCGUUGGACGAGAAACUCAACGAGGAACGAUGCCGGGUGACGGCGCUAUGCACGCUGGGCGAGGAAGUCUACGUCGGUACAGCUUGGGGCUGUAUAGUGGUCGCGCACGCAGCCUCUCUACGACCUCUCACCGUGUUCCGUCCAUAUGAAGAGGAGGUGCGUGCAAUAAUCCCGCUCUUACCUCACGGCAGUGUGCGCGGCGCAUUGCUCGCAACGUUCGGCGCCGGAUACCGGCCGCUGGUGCAACGGUACGCGCCCGCUCAGUCAAACAACUCUACGACGCACACUGGCUUCUACUGCCUGCUGUGGAGGGCGCAGCACUGGCUGCCAGACUAGCGGAGACAUUCCCGUAUUAAAGUGUAGCGAUUUUGAGCGAAAUUGCGCUUCGGCGAUCCAGCGCCAAGAAGCGCGGACGCACGCGGCUUUGAGAAACUUAUUAUUGCGUUGUGUUUGUCACAUUGUCGCUAUAAAGGUUUUGUUUUUGGUAGAGGUGGAAUUUCUUUAAAAGGACAUAGUUGAUUUGGGGGCGUAAAUGAAAUAGAUUAGCUGGUUUUGUGGGAGAAGUGACUUUAAAACAAUGACUUCGUAAUCUCCAUUGUGGAGGAUUGGUAUACGCCAUGAUAACGUCUCAUUAUGUUCUCUUUAAAUAACACACUUUUCGGGCAAAAUCCCUUUGAAAGAAAAUCAUAGACUAUAUAGAAGAGUGAAAUCUAAGUAUCUUCUAAGGCAUUUCUAACUAUUGGCAGAGCAUUACUUUUAUCAGUCGCUCAGCGUGAUAUGGAAAGAGCUAUGGUUGCUAUUUCUUUGAGGGAUAAGAUCCGUAACG
This is a messenger RNA of Pararge aegeria (speckled wood butterfly), 8322 nucleotides long. RefSeq names its product leucine-rich repeat serine/threonine-protein kinase 1 (gene Lrrk). Gene Ontology annotation, molecular function: protein kinase activity; ATP binding; protein binding. The transcript is spliced from 57 exons. Gene Ontology annotation, biological process: protein phosphorylation. The coding region runs from base 219 to 7832 and encodes 2537 amino acids. The record is from RefSeq and is a predicted model, not a curated record. Lineage: Eukaryota; Metazoa; Arthropoda; Insecta; Lepidoptera; Nymphalidae.